UGGAGCUGGUUUUUGUGCGCCGGGGAAAAUGAAGGGGCUCUUUUUAACAAGAUUGUGCAAAGUUGUGGCUGUUUUUGCGCUGGUAACGCAACACGUCGGAGGGAAGACGCUGAAAUACCAGAUCUACGAGGAGCAGAAGGUUGGCACGGUGAUCGCCCGUUUGAAGGAGGACGUCGCGGAUGUUUUGGCCAAACUUCCCAGCUCGGUGUCGCUCCGCUUCAGGGCGAUGCAGCGAGGCAGCUCGUCUUUUCUCACCGUGCGCGAACAGGACGGAGAGAUCAGCAUCAGGACCAAAAUCGACCGGGAGAAACUCUGCGAGAAGAAUCUGAACUGCUCCAUCCAGUUCGACGUGCUCACUCUGCCCACCGAGCACCUCCAGCUGUUCCACGUCGAGGUGGAAGUGUUGGACAUCAACGACAACGCGCCCCAGUUCGCGCGCGCCGUCAUCCCAAUCGAGAUCUCCGAGAGCGCAGCCGUGGGCGCGCGCAUCCCGCUGGACAGCGCCACGGACCCCGACGUCGGGGAGAACUCACUGUACACGUACGCUCUCGAGCCGAAUAACUUCUUCAAGAUCGACAUCCAGUCCAGGACCGACGGAGUUAAAUAUGCCGAGCUGGUGGUGCUCCGGGAGCUGGACCGGGAGGUGCGCUCCGGUUACGAACUUCAAUACACAGCCUCUGACAGGGGCGUUCCCCCGAGAACCGGAUCGACCCUCCUCAAAAUCAGUGUUGCCGAUUCAAAUGACAACAGCCCGGUUUUUGACAAGUCCUCGUAUGUCAUCAAUCUACCCGAAAAUUCACCUGUUGGCACGCUCCUCAUCGACCUGAACGCCACAGACGCGGAUGACGGCACGAACGCCAAAAUAGUAUACUCAUUCAGCAGUCACGUGUCCCCUAAAAUAAUGGAAACCUUUAAAAUCAACCCCGACAGCGGACACCUGACCCUGAUCAGGCGCGUGGACUAUGAGACGGUUAACUCCUACGACAUUGACGUGCAGGCGCAGGACAUGGGUCCGAAUUCCAUGCCGGCUCACUGUAAGAUCCUGGUGAAAGUGGUGGAUGUGAACGACAACAAACCAGACAUCAGCAUCAACCUGAUGUCCUCGCAGGGCAACGGGGAUGCAGCGUACAUCUCAGAGGCUUCUCCUCUGGACACGUUCGUAGCCCUCGUGAGAGUGGAGGACCUGGACUCCGGGCUGAAUGGAGAGGUGGAGUGCAAACUCCACGGUCAGGGCUUCUUCAAGCUGCAGAGAACGUAUGAGAACAACUACAUGAUUCUGACCAACGUGUCUCUGGACCGAGAAAAGAGGUCAGAGUUCAGUCUGACGGUGGUGGCGGAGGAUAAGGGGACUCCCAGCCUCUCCACAGUCAAACACUUCACCGUGCACGUGACUGAUGAAAAUGACAACCCGCCACGGUUUGAGAAGGGGCGAUACGAAAUCUUCAAGUCGGAGAACAACGCCCCUGGGGCAUACUUGACCUCCAUCAUGGCUACGGACCCAGACCUGGACGCCAAUGGACAGGUGAGCUACUCCAUCUUGGAGAACUCGGUUCAUGGGAGCUCCAUCUCCACCUACGUCACCAUUGACCCCUCAAACGGCGCCAUCUAUGCACUACGUACGUUCGAUCGUGAGGACGUCAGUCGCAUCUCAUUCGUCGUGCAAGCCAAAGAUGCAGGUAAACCGCCGCUGCUCAGCAACGCCACAGUGAUCCUGAAUAUUCUGGAUGAAAACGACAACCCCCCAGUCAUCGUUGUCCCCCAGCUGUGGAAUUUCACCUCAGAUGUUCAUGCAUCCAAGUUCUUAGAGGCAGGAAGUUUGGUGACGGCGGUGAGGGCCACUGACCGUGACACGGGGGUCAACGCCGAGCUCAUCUGCUCCAUCGUGAGCGGCAACGAGGAGGGAUUCUUCCUGAUCGAUCCCAGAACUUGUGAGAUCCACGCCAACGCCAGCCUAGAGAACUUCCCCCACGAGCAUGCCGACCUCACCAUCGUGGUCCGAGAUCAGGGAAGUGAGAGCCUCAGUGCCAAAGCCGUUCUGAAGAUCAUCCUCAACGAGAACAUGGAGAACCACGUGCCCGUGAAGGACGAGGGGGGCUCACCAAUCGACCUGUCCUUCAUCAUCAUCUGCUCUCUGGGGGCCAUCUGUGCCCUGCUCCUGGUCAUCAUGGUGGUGUUCGCCGCCCGCUGCAACCGUGAGAAGAAAGAAACCCGCCACUCCUACAACUGCCGGGUGGCAGAGUCCACCCACCAGCACCACCCCAAGAAGCCCUCGCGCCAAAUCCACAAGGGCGACAUCACCCUGGUGCCCACGGUCAACGGCACGCUGCCCAUCAGGGCGCACCACCGCUCGCCGUCGGCCACGCCCCCCAUGGACCGGGCCCAGAUGGGCAGCCGCCAGAACCACCACAGCCGCCAGUCCCUCAACAGCCUGGUCACCAUCUCGUCCAAUCACAUCCCAGAGAGCUUCGCCCUGGAGCUGGCGCACGCGACGCCACCGGUGGAGCAAGUCUCACAGCUUCUGUCCAUGCUCCAUCAGGGCCAGUACCAGCCCAGACCCAGUUUUCGUGGCAACAAAUACUCCCGCAGCUACAGGUAUGCAUUACAAGACAUGGACAAGUUCAGCCUGAAGGACAGUGGUCGUGGGGACAGCGAGGCGGGGGACAGUGAUUGCGACAUGGGGCGGGAGUCCCCCGUGGACAGGCUGCUGCUGGGGGAGGGCUUUUCUGACCUGAUGCACCUCGAGAUGCACCACCGUCUCCACCCAGCUAUGAGACUGUGCACGGAUGAAUGUCGCGUCCUGGGACACUCGGACCAGUGCUGGAUGCCCCCCCUCUCCUCCCCUGCCUCCUCCGCCGACUACCGCAACAACAUGUACAUCCCCGGCGAGGAGUCGGCCCAGCAGCCUCCGAUGGACGACGACCAGUCCUCCGUCGACUCGGAGCGCCGCAAGAGCUUCUCCACUUUCGGGAAGGAGCCCGGGAGCGAGGAGGCGGGCGCCGGGGGCGUGGUGUCCCCGGGAGGAGGAGGGAGUGGCGAGGUGGCUGGAGGAGGGGCGGGCUCCCUCCUCACAGAGAUGAACUCGGUGUUCCAGCGGCUCCUCCCCCCGAAUGUGGACUCCUACACCGAGUGCACCGAGACCAGCCCGCCCACGUCCUCGUCCACCACCGAGCGAGCGAGCGCCCGCGGUGGCGCCGUCCCUCAGGACAACAGGAGAGGGCUGCUGCCCGGCGGGAAAGGCCCCGCCUACCCUCCGGGAGUGGCAGCGUGGGCGGCGAACACCCACUACCUGAACCCAGGAAGUGGAUCUGUGGCGUCCAAUCACAACCCGUCCUCCUCCUCCUCCUCCUCCUCCUCCUCCUCCUCCGCUUCGUCCUCCGCCCCCAAUCCCGCCUCCAGCAACGGACAGCCGCCACACCUGAAGUGGCUGCCAGCCAUGGAGGAGAUCCCGGAAAACUACGAGGAAGACGAUUUCGACGGCGUCUUCCAUCAGGGCGGGAAGCGUAGCGAGAGCCGCCACGAGGCCGGCAUGGACGCCAGCGAGCUGGUGCACGAGAUCAACAAGCUGCUGCAGGACGUCAGGCAGAACUGAGGAGGCGUGGCGAAGGCGGGGGGAGGGCGGGGUGGGCGGGGCAUUUCACCACAUCACCGUAAACGCUUGUACUCUGUGCCAACGUAUAAAAACUCGACGGCUUGUCGUUCGUCUCGUUUCUUUUACCAGGUCCGCUCGUCUCGUGCCGAGAGACUCGGGACAGUGAAACACUGACGGAGGUGACGCCGCGGCGUCAAGGCGGACUCUCUCCGAGAACGGAUUGCUCUCGGAAACUCGCCAUUUCCAAACCCGCCGAGCGAAGGCCGCUCUUUCUUUUCUUCAUUUGUAAUGUUUACAGCAGCGCCUCCAUGGGGAGGAAACCAACAGCUCGUGCGAUCUGAUUCCUGCUUUUCCAGUGUACAGUAUUGUACAGCGUCUGUGGAACGAGGCAAAAAAAAAAAAGAAAAAAAGAAAAAGAAGAAACACCACUUGAAUAUUGUGCUGCGUCUCCUGUUUUGUUAUGAUGGAAUGUAACUGUACAAUUCGAGCUUUGUAUUUUAAAAAUACACUCUUUUUUACUUCUAUAUAUUUAUAUGUGUUCAUGUAUGUUUGUACAGAAAAGGAAGAAUAAAUGUCUAUUUUUUAUAUUUGUCACUGCAUGUCUUAAUAUCACCUAAUGUGUCUCUUUCUUCCCUCUUUUUAUUUUAUAAAAACAAGUGUAUUUAAAUUUGUUAUUGAACGUAUGUGCGUGUGCAUAUUGAU
Molecule: messenger RNA, 4291 nt
Organism: Salarias fasciatus (jewelled blenny)
Lineage: Eukaryota; Metazoa; Chordata; Actinopteri; Blenniiformes; Blenniidae
Gene: pcdh18a
Product: protocadherin 18a
Exons: 4
Coding region: 29-3589 (1186 amino acids)
Biological process (GO): homophilic cell-cell adhesion
Cellular component (GO): plasma membrane
Molecular function (GO): calcium ion binding
Source: RefSeq, a predicted model, not a curated record